UUUGGCCACGAAAGUUUACGGUUGAAGAACGUUGCUCAAUUAAAGUCGCUAUGGCACGUGUGGUUAUUUUGUUGUGCUUGGUGUGCGCUACCAUCGCUACGGCUCGGGCGGAUGUUACACCGCGCCGGGAUGCGGAAUAUCCACCCCCAGAGCUGCUGGAAGCCUUGAGACCGCUGCACGAUAUAUGCGUCAAAAAGACGGGCGCCACAGACGAGGCAAUCAAAAAGUUCAGCGAUGAGGAGAUCCACGAGGACGAAAAGUUAAAGUGCUACAUGAACUGUCUGUUCCACGAGUCCAAGGUGGUGGACGACAACGGGGACGUGCAUCUGGAGAAGCUGCACGACUCGCUGCCGGACUCGAUGCACGACAUCGCGCUGCACAUGGGCAAGCGCUGCCUGUACCCGGUGGGCGAGAACCUCUGUGACAAGGCGUUCUGGCUGCACAAGUGCUGGAAGCAGUCCGAUCCGAAGCACUACUUCUUGGUCUGAGGUCGUUCGGGUCGUUCCGGGAGCAGCAGCGGCAGCUGAAAACCGCGGCACGACGGCGUGCGGGCACGGUCCCAGCCACUUUCUUCGACUUUGGCUGAGUUUCUUCCGAAAAAUGCACACACCACACAGGACUGGGACUUGCGGAGAAUGGCCUCCGUUUACGCCGUUGGUCAAGGUUUUCGCGCCCGUGCUCCGAAAUAGUAAUUAGCCUUUCUGCACCGCGCACCGUAGUACGCCCGAGCCGUCAAGAAAGAGGACGGCGCUGGAAAAAAAUUCCCUCCCCCCCCGAAAACUAACCCAGUUCGCCCGACAAUCGGAGAAAGUGACCGGAGCCGGAGAAUGGUGAAAAUUUUAAAUUCGAGCUUAAACUUUUCUUCACAUUCCUCGUGCCCCGCGAUCCCAAUCCGGCUGCAUCCGGGUUUCGCUUACGAGCAAUAAAAGGAUCAGCGAAAAACGAACUUCCAAAAGUGCAAGAAU
Anopheles cruzii is the source of this 965-nucleotide messenger RNA. RefSeq names its product general odorant-binding protein 83a-like. Lineage: Eukaryota; Metazoa; Arthropoda; Insecta; Diptera; Culicidae. The transcript is spliced from 3 exons. Gene Ontology annotation, biological process: sensory perception of smell. The record is from RefSeq and is a predicted model, not a curated record. Gene Ontology annotation, molecular function: odorant binding. Bases 51 to 488 code for a protein of 145 amino acids.